Messenger RNA from Erythranthe guttata (spotted monkey flower), 2383 nucleotides. The record is from RefSeq and is a predicted model, not a curated record. Lineage: Eukaryota; Viridiplantae; Streptophyta; Magnoliopsida; Lamiales; Phrymaceae.
UAAUUUGAUCUACAGCUCAAUUACUUUUUAUCGGAAGUGUUACUAUAAAUUGAUCUCGAGGCAAUAAUUCCCACUACUUACAUCUAUCCACUUCAUUUUCAUAGUUUUGAAGCGACAAGAGAAGCGAUUUGAAUGGAAUCAAGGGCUGAGCGGCGGCUGAGAUCGAUUCGCGGCCAUCUGAUUUCCGACGCUGAUGAUUCGUCGUCGCCGAUUUCCGCCAAUCCCACCGCCGGUGAAUUUGUUCACGGCCAGCAAUAUAGUGCAGUUCUUCCUGAGAAAUUGCACACUGGGAAAUGGAAUGUGUACAGAUCCGCACGUUCUCCUUUGAAACUCAUUACCAGAUUCGCUGAUUAUCCAGAGAUUGGCACAUUGCAUGAUAACUUUGUACAUUCAGUUGAAACUUUCCAAGACUACAAAUAUCUGGGCACACGUAUACGGGUAGAUGGCACAGUUGGAGAGUACAAAUGGAUGACCUAUGGAGAGGCAGGUACUGCUCGAUCAGCAAUAGGUUCUGGACUUCGCCAUCAUGGAUUACAAUCAGGAGCUCGUGUUGGACUUUAUUUUAUCAAUAGACCAGAAUGGCUGAUCGUGGAUCAUGCUUGCUCAGCAUAUUCGUACAUAUCAGUUCCUUUAUACGAUACCCUUGGUCCUGAUGCUGUUAAGUAUAUUGUAAAUCAUGGUGAGAUAGAGGCCAUCUUUUGUGUGCCAAGUACCUUGAACACACUGCUGACCUUUCUGUCAGAGAUUCCUUCAGUACGUGUAAUAGUGGUAGUGGGAGGGGUAGAUGAACAUCUGCCAUCUCUACCUUCUGCUUCGGGAGUUCAGCUUUUAUCAUACACAAAGUUACUUAGUCAGGGUCGCAGUAACAUGCUUCCAUUUGUCCCUCCCAAACCUGAAGAUGUAGCCACUAUAUGCUAUACCAGUGGUACUACCGGCACACCAAAGGGUGUUGUAUUAACACAUGGAAACUUGAUUGCAAGUGUUGCUGGCAUGACCCUUCAAGUCAAAUUUCAUUCCUCAGAUGUCUACAUUUCCUAUCUUCCCCUGGCACACAUCUAUGAACGAGCGAAUCAAAUUACAUCAGCGUUUUACGGCGUUGCUAUUGGUUUCUACCAGGGGGAUAACCUGAAGCUGAUGGACGACUUAGCUGCUCUAAGACCCACAAUAUUUUCUAGUGUUCCCCGUCUAUACAACAGAAUAUACGCUGGGAUAAUUAAUGCCGUAAAAACUUCUGGUGUUUUGAAGGAGAGGUUAUUUAAUGCAGCAUACAAUUCCAAGAAGCAAGCUGUGAUGACUGGUCGAAAACCAUCACCAAUGUGGGAUAGGUUGGUAUUCAAUAAAAUAAAGGACAAACUUGGAGGCCGAGUUCGGUACCUGACUUCAGGUGCUUCACCAUUGUCUCCGGAUGUGAUGGAGUUUUUGAGGGUGUGUUUUGGCUGUCAAGUAAUUGAAGGUUAUGGUAUGACAGAGACUUCUUGUGUCAUCAGCUCUAUGGAGGAGGGUGAUUUCUUAACUGGUCAUGUUGGUUCUCCCAAUCCUGCAUGUGAAAUAAAGCUUGUGGAUGUUCCUGAGAUGAAUUAUACUUCUGAGGAUCAACCUCAUCCCCGUGGGGAGAUCUGUGUCAGAGGGCCCAUUGUCUUUCAAGGCUACUACAAAGAUGAAGUCCAGACGAGAGAAGUUUUAGAUGAUGAAGGUUGGCUGCACACUGGAGAUAUUGGAAUAUGGAUACCUGGAGGCCGCCUGAAAAUUAUUGAUAGGAAGAAGAACAUUUUUAAGUUGGCGCAGGGCGAGUACAUAGCACCAGAGAAAAUUGAGAAUGUGUACGCGAAGUGUAAAUUUGUUGCGCAGUGCUUUGUGUACGGUGAUAGCUUGAACUCCAGUUUAGUUGCUGUUGUAUGCGUGGAGCCAGAUGUAUUGAAGGAUUGGGCCACAUCCGAGGGUAUCAAGUAUGAAGAUCUGGAACAACUUUGUGCUGAUCCAAGAGCAAAGGCUGCUGUACUUGCUGAGAUGGAUGCCGUUGGAAAGGAAGCUCAGUUGAGAGGUUUCGAAUUUGCAAAAGCUGUAACCUUGGUGGUUGAGCCAUUCACUCUGGAGAACGGCUUGUUAACUCCAACAUUUAAGGUGAAGAGGCCUCAAGCAAAGGCUUAUUUCGCCCAAGCAAUAUCUCGUAUGUACGCAGAGCUUUCCACGUCUGAUCCAACACCACAGAGCAUGUUGUAACCAAACAUUAUGGUAAUAAAAAAACUUGCACAGUUGGUGCAUCCUAAUUUUGAAUAAAUGCGACAGCCAAUUGUUCUUUUUCAUGACGAUGUUCUUUGAAAGAAUUUAUGGUCCCGAAUUUGUAUUAUACAGAGAUGUUAUCUAAAAUGUUAUGACACUUGAG